GUUGAAUUCAAGUUUCGGAUAACCUGCGAUGGAAGAAAAAUCAAAACAAUCAUGCUCCUGUCGCAUAGCAGUGAACGAUGAGACUGGCCGUGUUCAAUGGUGUGUUGGAAAAUUACAUGUUUGGACCAACGUGCUUAAAUGGCUCGUCUUUGUGCCAGUGGUUCUUCUCACAGCUGCCCUCAUAACUUAUAUUGUAUCAAGAGUCGCAGUCACUGCGGCCACACCUCAAACCACCAGAUUAAAACCCGAAGAUAUUUGGUACAUCAACGAAGAAAAAAGGAACAUCCAACGUGGUCUUCAGACAGUUUACGUCCCGGAAUACGAUGAUGUGUCCCUCCCCGUACCGACAGCUUACUACAACGACAAUGACUUAAUUUCAGUGAACCACAGUAAACAAAGGCAAAGGCGGUCACCAACGUUUAACACUGAAGAUUAUGUGGUGAUUGAGAACUAUGAAACGGUAAUAAACAACGAAAGUGCAACAACUUCAAGAAACAAACGUGAGAAGUAUGACACAAGCAUGAACAGCACUGAAUUGCAUGACGAUGAAAGUCAAGAACAUGUUAUCGCCUAUAAUAUUUCCACAAAAGAAUUGUGGCAGAUUGCAACCACAAAAACCGAAAAACCAGAUUUAAAACCUUUCUUUCACAAGCAUAAAAUAUCCAAAGAAGAAAUUAGAAGCUUACAAAGCAAAUUUAUGAGAACAGUCAUGAACAGCACAGUCAAUCCAUGCACAGACUUUUAUGAAUAUGCUUGCGGAAACUGGAAUAAACAUUUUCAGAUACCUCCAGACAGAGCUUCGUAUGACACCUUUGGAAUCGUGCGGGACAAUUUGGAUUUUGUUAUUAAAGAUUUGUUGGACGACGUCCAUCCCCCGCCUGCAUCCAAAAACAGUGAAGAAAUGUUUAAAAGUGGCUACAUAUUGAAGUCAAUUUUUGAAGACUUGCAGCACCACGAUCACAGUAAAGCUGUGGUUAAAGCCAGAAACUUUUACUUGUCUUGCAUGAAUGAAGAAAUGAUCAACAAAAGAGGAGACGAACCGUUGAAGAAGAUUCUAAAACAACUUGGGGGUUGGCCAAUAGUUGACAAAGACUGGGAUGGAUCUAAUUUUGAUCUUGUUUCACUUCUUGCAAAACUAAGGCUUCUCAAUAAUGACAUACUUAUUUCUGAAUGGAUUGGGCCAGACAUGAAAAACUCAAAGGAAUAUAUGAUACAUAUCGAUCAAACUUCACUGGGAUUAUCUUCUCGAGAUUUUUACAUAGAACCCUCGACUUAUUAUUCAAAGGUGCUCGCUGCUUAUAGAAGAUUUAUUCAUGACAUUGCUCACAUAAUGGGUGCAACUAACAUUGCAUUAGGUGAUAUUGAUGAACUGUUAAAGUUUGAAACCGAGUUAGCCCGGAUUGUGUCAUUAAAUGCUGACAGGAGAUCAGUAUCAGAUGUUUAUCUCCGAACAGAUAUUCAAAGUUUAUCAUUGCACUUCCCUGACUUCGAUUGGGACAAAUAUUUUUUACUCAUUUUAGGACGAAAAAUAUCUUCCGUUUACCCAGUAGCCAUACAUUGUGUAGAAUAUUUACAGAAAAUGCUGGAACUAAUAAAAAACACUCACCCAAGAAUAUUACAAAAUUACAUUCUUUGGAGAUUCAUCAGACAUCGUACGAAUAAUUUAGAUGCCAGAUACUCAAUUGCUAAACAAAAAUUCUACCACGUGUUAAUCGGAAGAGAAAGGGAGCCUCCCAGAUGGACGUUUUGUGUUGCUCAAGUAAACGCAAAGAUGGAUAUGGCUGUGGGUGCUUUGUUUGUUAGAAAAUAUUUUGACGUAACAAGCAAAAACGAUACAACAGCCAUAAUAGAAUUGCUUCAGGAAGCAUUCAGGAACACUUUAUUUGAAAAUAACUGGCUAGACAACUACACAAGAGAUUACGCCAGGAUUAAGAUCAACGAAAUGGAUCUAAAAAUUGGAUUUCCAGAUUUCAUUUUAAAUGAAAAGGAGCUAAAUGAAAAAUAUUCUGAUAUUCACAUACAUCCCGAUUACUUUUUUGAAAAUACCUUAAGUAUUUUAAGACAUGUUACCAGAACAGAAAAGCUAAGAAUUGGAAAUUCUGUUGACAAAAAGAUUUGGAGCAUAUCACCAGCGGUGGUCAAUGCGUACUACAGCCGAAAUAAAAAUCAAAUAUUGUUCCCGGCGGGAAUGUUGCAACCUCCAUUUUACCAUAAACAUUUUCCAAAAGCUUUGAAUUUUGGAGGUACUGGAGUGGUAAUAGGACAUGAAAUCACCCACGGAUUCGAUGAUAAAGGAAGACUCUUUGAUCAUCACGGUAACUUUCACUUGUGGUGGAAGGAAGCUUCCAUAGAAAAGUUCAAUGAGAAAGCUCAAUGUUUAAUAAACCAGUACAGCAAAUACGUGAUACCUGACAUCAAAAUCCCGAUAGAUGGAUUUCUGACUCAAGGAGAAAAUAUAGCAGAUAACGGUGGUUUAAAACAAGCAUUCUUGGCUUACAAAAGCUGGUUAGAUCAAAAUCCUGAUAACGACGAAAGUCUCCCACAUAUGCCACAUAAUGGAGAACAAUUAUUCUUUUUAAGUUUUGCACAAGUGUGGUGUGGCAGGCAAAGAUCGGAAGUGGCCAAAACUAGAAUUUCAACAUCUGUUCACGCUCCGGGAAUGUUCAGGGUAAUUGGGGCUAUUAGCAACUCCGAAGAUUUUGCAAAAGCUUUCAAUUGCCCUUUAAAUUCGCCGAUGAACCCACAAGACAAAUGUACUAUUUGGUAACUAUAUUUUUAUAUUUUUUAUACAGAUUCAGUGACCCUAGUCAAUGUUAUUGCUUUUAU
Messenger RNA from Aethina tumida (small hive beetle), 2826 nucleotides. Its product is annotated as neprilysin-4-like. The transcript is spliced from 14 exons. Gene Ontology annotation, molecular function: metalloendopeptidase activity. Gene Ontology annotation, biological process: protein processing. NCBI's taxonomy places the organism in Eukaryota, Metazoa, Arthropoda, Insecta, Coleoptera, Nitidulidae. Bases 29 to 2767 code for a protein of 912 amino acids. The record is from RefSeq and is a predicted model, not a curated record. Gene Ontology annotation, cellular component: plasma membrane.